AUGUUUUUAAAAAUUACUGAAACAUGUGUGUUUUUAGAUAAAUUAAUUAUGAAAAGUCAAGAAUGGUGGGACGCAAGAGAAGCAAGGAAGCGAAUGUGGGUGGACAGAUUUAAUUACCUUACAAAUAGAUUGCAUGCAGCUGCAUGAAUUGUAUUAGCAGUCGUCGUGCUUUAUUAUUCGAACUUCUUUCUCGUCAUUUGGGAAAGCACAAAAGUGAAUCAGCUGUUUUUUUCUUUAACUAUGAUGACUUUUGGGAUUAUGACUGCUAUGACAUUAUAUGUCUCCUUUAUCUUACCUUCUCAUGAAGAUAUUGAAGUUACUGCUCCAAGACUUAUCCCACUUGCAUCUGCCAUAGGAGGAUUCUGCUACUUGUGUGCACAUAUUGCAUUUUGGCCUAUCUGGGGAUGGUAUACUCCUUUUAUUCUGUUUUCUCUUAUGCUUGGAUAUAUUAUGCUUGGGACUUUCAUGCCAAAGAAUUCUUUUGGAUCAGUUUUAUUCCUUGCUAUCUUUAUAUUUGCUGUUAUUUCUUUUCGAUAUAUUCCUCAUAAAGGACUACUACAUUAG
This is a messenger RNA of Blepharisma stoltei, 564 nucleotides long. NCBI's taxonomy places the organism in Eukaryota, Ciliophora, Heterotrichea, Heterotrichida, Blepharismidae. The record is from the annotation of a GenBank genome assembly.